AUGUUGGUUAAAGUAAAGAUCAGGAGGGAGAAUAAACUGCGGAUCCAGAAUGGCUGGCUGUGCCACCUGGCCCCAGAAAUCAUCCGCCAGCUCUCGCCUGAUACGGAAGAGGACAAGCUGCCCUUCUCCAAGCACUCGGAUGUUUUUGCACUUGGCACUAUCUGGUAUGAGCUGCAUGCACGGGAGUGGCCUUUCAAGACGCAACCAGCAGAGGCAAUAAUAUGGCAAGUGGGCAGAGGGAUGAAGCCCAACCUCAGCCAGAUCGGCAUGGGCAAAGAAAUAUCGGACAUCCUUCUCUUCUGUUGGGCGUAUGAACAGGAGGAGAGACCCACCUUCACCAAGCUCAUGGAGAUGCUGGAGAAACUGCCAAAGCGGAACCGUCGCCUUUCCCACCCUGGUCACUUCUGGAAGUCAGCAGAGCUGUGACAGAUGGAGUGAAGGGAUGGUGCCUUUCUCAGCCCUUCAGUUCUCCUCCUCCCCUUCCUCUCUCUUUCCUCCAUGCACUGAAGAAGACCAGAGGGUACUAUGGACUGGGAACAUGAAAAGAAUAAAGACGCCUCUCCAUCCUCAGAUGUUAUGCUAACUUCCUCUCCAGAAUGAAUGUCAAGCUUGCGCUGGCCAGGGGCUAUGCAGGAUUUGCUGUGAUGACCUCAAAUGGCUUCUAAGGGCAAAAAGUCUGGAGAACCAACAGGUUGGAAAGUCUCAUCACUUGAGUGCUCCAUAGACUUUCCAAGGGGCCUGUCCUCCUGCAUCUGCUCCAGCAAAGGCUAUGAAUAAGGGAUGUGAGAAGGUUAUAUGCGUGCGUAUAUAUGCGCAUGGUUGAUCUUUCAAUAUUUUCCCUACCGAUUCCCACUGAGCAGGGAGAAAAUGAACAAGCAAACAGCUUCAUUUCAACACGAUAGAUUUUUUGAUCCCAAUCUGUGUGGUCAUGGCUAAUCUGGUUCAUUUUCAGGGGUUGGUUUUCUUUCUCUCUUAUUUCCCUUUGUGCUUUUAAAAAAAAAGAGAAAUGUUGCUGAUUCAUCAGUUUAUUACUUGAGCCUGUGCCUGCCUGUGGAGGGUGUGGGACUUUCGCUGCUAUCAGCUGACUCCUGCAGGGCAGUGCUUCUGCAGAGAUGGCGUUCCCAGAGCCCUGCUCCCACAGUUCUCUCCAGAACCUUAAUGGACAUCUGUGACCUUUCACAAGUGGCUUCUCUACCUCCCAGCUAUAGCCAUUUACUCUCACCCCCUCCAUGUCUCCCUCUCAGCAUGGAGCCUAUCCAUAUUCAUUUUUCUUUUAGCAUUUUGCACUGUCUUGUAUCUAAUCAGCAUUUUUUUCUUAGCUUCUCUGUGCUGCAGCUUUCCAAGCUCAGUCCUUCCCUCUUUCUGUUACCCAAGUAAAGUUAUAUGUGCAGCAGCGUGUUUCUUUCAGACACUGUGCCCAUCUGACUAGGUGGACCCAUGCAAAUCAGACAGGUAGCCAUGUGGCCAUACUCAAACAAUACUAAGGGGUUGCACUCUGGUCAAAAGUGUGCCUGCCCUGCUUCUGAAACAAACCCAGAAUGCACUCUGUUUGUGUGUGUAUGUGUCCAUGUUUUAGAUAUUUAUAUAAGGAGAAGACCGAGGGGAGAUAUGAUAACAGUCUUCAAAUACCUAAAGGGAGAUUAUAAAGAGGAUAGAGAGAGCCUUUUCUCUGCGGCUGUAUGGGACAGGACUAGGAGCAAUGGCCGGAAGCUGCAACAGAAGAAAUAUAGGUUGGAGAUUAGAACGAACUUUGACUCUGAAGGUGAUCAGCCGUUGGAACUGGCCACCUAGAGAAAUUGUAGAUUCUCCACCCCUGGAAGUUUUCAAGAGGAGGUCAGACAGAUGCUUGCCUGGAAUGGUUCAGUCAGGGAUGAACCUAUCUUGAGCAGAGGGCUGAACUAGAUGACCUCAUGACGUCCCUUCCAGCCCUACUUUCCUACGAUCCUGUUUAUUAAAACGCGCUCGUGAAGCCCUCAGCUAUCCAAGCAUAAGCUGUCUGUAGUUAGAAAGAAACUUUUCUUGCAGGUAAAUUAUUCCACAGUUGUCCACUGUGGGGUUUUUGCAUCUUCUUCCAAUACAUCUGGCACUAGCCACUCUCUGUGAAGAUGCUGGAUUAGAUGGGGAUCAGGUCUGGUCUGCACGAGUGCUUCUUAUGCUGCUUUCCCCUCCCCCCAACUCCAUUUGUUUUCUUGGUGGAUGGGAUGGCUUAAUGUUUGGUACUGGAGGGCUAAACCUGUAAUUCCAGUUCAGUGCUACCUGGGCUAUCAGUGGCCAAAACUUUCUUCCAGCUUAUGACUUUUGAUUAUCUAGUUUAGCAAAUAUUGUUUGGCAAUGUCAGUUAAGGUCCCAGGGGAUCACCGCUAUCAUCACAAGAUGCAGCCUAGUUUCCAGUCACUGCCGGGCUGAACAAGGUUUGAAUUGAAAUCUUAGCUCUGGACGUACAGAGUUGAAGCACACUGGUGAGAGACAGUUUCGCCAGUCUUGCUGUACUUGUUGACAGAAACUUGCCUUCUUGUGGCUCUCAGCCCUGGACCUUACAUAAAGGCUGAUAUUGCAGCUAUUUGUCUGCAACACUCACUUGUUAUCAUAACCUUGGCUGUCUUGGUACAUAUUUGGGAGCUGGAUGAGUAGCCUGUAUCCAUUUUCAAUUUAUUUGUGUAAUUUCUUUCUUUCUCUGAUCACGCUGAACCUCAUCCCCCUCACGCUGUAUUCUCUGAAGAGCUGCUCUGUGGUCAGCAUCUUACUGCUGCUGUUUUCAUUUGAAUACCACAUGCCUGUAUUUCUCUCUCACAGUCAGUUCUGACGGGCCCUUGAGCCCAUUAUACUAGAUAUCAAGUGACAGAUGAUAGCACAUUGCAUUUUCAAGCCCCUGUUGAGCAUAAUUACUUGACAGGAACCAUCCUGAAUAAUUUAAUCGUAGUAUAAGUUAGCUUUAAUUUGGAUGCAUUACAAGCUCUGAAAACUAGCCAGUCCUAUUUUGUUUUCUGUGAAUUACUUUAACUCACUUUUGAUAACAUUUCAACUGAUUUAGCCUAAAUAAAUGAAGAUGAACUUUCUCUGAAGCACUGCAUUUUGGAAGAGAAAAAAAAACUUUGCUUGGAUUGUGAGAACAUUAAACAAAGCAGGCUUGUUCUGUUCAGUUUUCACAUUUCUCUGUUUGUAUAAAGCCCAAAGAAGGGAACAAGCUUUAGGACUAAACAUACUUCCCAACUUUCUCCUGGUUUAAGGUUGUUGGAAAGCAGGGCAUUUUGCUGAGGCUCGUCUCCAGUGCUAUGAGGAUGGGAUUUUCAGAAAUGCUCAGCAUUAUUCUAGCUCGGCUCUCAGUGCAGUUAAUGUUAAUUUUGAUGAGAGCAGAGUAAACCUCACCUUCUGGGCCAUGUGCUGUCAUGUUCUGCCCUCAGGUACCUACACUCACUGCCUUCGUUUCCACUGCUCCACCCCAAAUCAAAUGAGAGGGUGAGGACAGAAUUUGGCCCUGAGCAUGCCAGUUACCCACACUGGGCGAGACAGCACAGCCGACUUCCCAUUCCUUAUGGCAGAUGAUGCACAGUUCACUUUGGUGCUGCUUUGCAGUCCUCCUAAUCCUGAUAAGAAAGACAUGUGUCCUUAUGCUUCUCUGAACCGGUUAAUGUCUAAGGUGCCACCCUGCCCUGCCUUCUUUGCCUCUGGUCUUCUCUCUGUCUUGGUGGAUCCACAUGAGCAUGGCUGGGUGCAACAUCUUUGGGUCUUGAGGGCAGAUAAGCAGGGAAUGUGAGGAGACGCACCCAUUCAAAGCAGGCAGGGGAAGAGGAGCCAUGGCCCUGUGAGUAUGUGCUACCACAUCCCCUUGAAUGUUUUUUUUUUUUUUCCAUGGGCAAGGCUGGUAUGGUGCCAUCGUCUUUACCCUCCCAACAGUGGAUGUUGUGCAAGUGCCACAGGUCCGUUAGUGUAUGUAGUCUCUGCAGUACUCUGGGUAGCCCGUUUAAUCUCAUUUCCAUUUUGUUCCCAAUCCUUUCACUUUAACAGUGGUGGUAUCAAAAUCUGGCUCCAGGUUCUUCUGCCACACUCACCUUUCUUGUUCCCCUCCUGUUUCUCAGCUGCUAGCAUGGACCAACUUCAUGAUAUGCUGGGCAGCAAGAGACACAUUUUCAGCCUUGUUCUCUUUAGUACUUUCUCACUCACAAGUUUUCUUGUCCUUCUGGAUGUCUGUACUUCCUCCUGCUACUCUCCCUUACCCCUGCAUGCCUCCAUCUGUGCUUGUGUGUGACUUGUGCCAUAAAUGAUGCACUAAUCCUCCACAGAGUUGGGCUUAGAUGACCCUUGAGGUUCCUUCUGACCCUGUGAUUCUGUGAGUUUCUCGGAAGAAGUUUCACCAAGGCCUUCACUGUGUCUGGAUGGAAAUACCCAUCUUCUAAGUCACUGUACCUCCUGUGAGAACAGAAAGGAAAACGCUUCCAAAUGUAUUCUGCAGGAAAAGAUUGUCCGCAAAGAUUUGUUCAUCUUGUGUUCCCCAAGUCCCUUUCCUCCCAUUCAGUACCUGAAUUCAGGGUUGGUGGGUUGUCUAUGCAGAGAGGAUGGGUGUGUGGGUCUACUUGUGUGUGCGUGUGGGGAGGGGAGAUGGUCCCAUUUGUAAUAUGUAAAAAUCAAAGUAGAAAUGAGUGGAAAUAGUUUUUUUGUUUGUUUUUUGUUUGUUUUUCCUUUCCACCAUUUCAACCUUUCCCUCCAGAUAAGGGGCUUGUGACAUGAUGUUUGCACUUAGAUACAUGAGCACAGAGGAGGAAGAAUGGAACGAUGGCAUCUUAACUUGAAUAUUUUUUUAACUUUGUGCAGUAUCUGAAUGGCUCAAAUCAAUUUGUACAAAACAAGGAGGCCGUGGGUUCCCUGAACCCCACACAGUAAUAGACACAGUGGCAUGCCUGCUUGCUUGAUUGGAAGAGAAAAAAAUGCAAUUAGACACACCAUUGCUUUGUGAUGAAGGGUAAAUAACUCUGUCCAAUCUCAGCCGUGAAUGGAAUCUCAGCUUUUCUGAUGCCAUCUUCAUGCCAAAUUGCAUCAUACUUUGCAAGUUGUUAAACAGCUUUGUGUUUUUUCAACCUCCCCAUGUCCUGCUGGUGGGAUGGAGCUGGUGUGAUUACAGUUACCUGUUAGGACUUUCUCUUCCCCAUCUUUCAUAAGUUGAAUGGUUUGCAGUGUUUGGGAAUAAUGAAGUUCCUUACGGCCCUAUUGACUGAUGGCUUCUGUUUAGCGAUACAACAGGUACAGCAUAGGCAGCAGGAGAAGGACUUCCCCUGUUAUUGCUCCUACCAGUGAGCCUCAGUCUGCAACAGAGAAGUUGCUUGUGGUAACAGGGAGUGAUGCUUAGUCUCUGUGCCCAUUCAUUUCUUAGUCUUUCUCCUGACUGCCAAUAGAAAUGCCAAGUGUGCUCUCAAUCCACUGGACAAGUGGGCUGACAUCACCCUCUACAGCAUGAGCCAAAGAUUCUUUUAAGGACUUGCUUUAAGCGGCUUUUGAUAUGAGCUGGCUUCAUACUGGUGGCCCUGGAAGUGGGCAAGGGUGUUUACAUGCGUGUAGCUGAGCACAUAGUAAUCCUCAGAUAUCAUGAAUAAUAACAAGAGCGAGAACUCUUCCCUGUGGAAUCUUUCUGAAUCUCGCUUAGUGUAUGUUGAAUCCAUGUGACAAAUGUUAACUGCACACACAGUUGUAUAUUCAGACAAAGGGGCUACCAACAGGAGGUUUAUGAGUGGUAUUUAAACGCACUGCUUUGUUUUCUCUGCAGGAGGCAGUUGUUACGUCCCCAGUUCAUGUGAGUGAAACCAGCUUGUUGCCCCAUAAAUGGUCCUCUCACAUGAAGAAACAUAACAGAAGGAGAGAGGCAUGGUAUCUCUAAUGUCUUUGUUAUUAUUUGCGAAGAGGGAGGUGUGCUACAUUUCAGACUGUCAUUAGCUGCCCCAUAAAGCGUGUAGAGGAGAAAAAUUAUACUACAGUAACCUUCAAUGCCCCUGCUAGGUGGGAGUUUGUAUUGACAGCACAGGAAAGAAAGUGCCCAUUCCUCCCUUCCGUCUCAUCAUGCUAUUCAGAUGCAUCCUCAUUUCUCAUUCCCAGAGAGCAGACUCAGAAAUACAGGUCUGUGAUCUGUCCCCAUUUUGUUCAUGCUAAAAAGUUUUAUUUUUAAAUAUAAUUUUAAUUUUAGAAUUAAAUAUGCUGAGGGGAGCAAAAGUGGGAGAGACCAGGCUUCACCCAGACUGUGGGGAGUGCAUCAGGAGGUAUUUUACAAGUUCGUGGCAGGGCUGAUAGAAGGCCCCACUUCAAAGGGAAGAGGAUGCAUGUUUGUUAUCAAUAUUUCAAGGACCCUUCCACUCAACUAGUGAUUCAGACAGAGACUGGCUGGAGGGAGAACAGAUUUAUUCUUCAGUUAGUUCUGGUGUCUGUCUAAAGCUUGUACCCUAAGGCAGUACACUAGAAGCAAAUGUCAGACCCUUGGCCAAGAAAGUCAAGUUUCCUAUAGCAUGUUCUGGGAUGAAGGAUGAGGAAUUCCUGGAUGGGCAUAUUCUCUCUUUUUUUUUUUUUUUUUGGGGGGGGUCAAGACACCUUUCUGUAGAUCCUGUCUCAUCCCAAAAUGUAUUUCAGAGGGUAGUCGUUCAGUUGUCAAACACGGUCCCAGGUUAGCAUCUAGAUUCAAUAGAAAAAGUGUCCUGAAAUUACAGUUUUGUAUAGCACCUGCAUGGUUUUGAUAUACCAUAGCUGGAUAACAACCAAUUUGCCUAAGAUACUUGUGAGGCUGUGGAUCUUGCAUGUGGAGAGGGAGAGGUAUUAGAAUCACCAAAAUCUCUUUGCAGGAGGGCUACUUGCUCUGAGCUUGCCAGCAGUCAGCAGGUCAGUGUCCACCAGGUUGGGAAAACUGUUAAAUAUGUGGUAGCUCUGUAAGAAAGCCCAAAGAUCUCAUGACCCCUCUGCUACUUAGAGGAAUCUUGGGCAGGAGUGAUCCAAAAUAAGAAACGUUUUGAUCAACCAACAGGCAGUACUGAUCUACAGGCCUGGAAAGGAUGACGCUAGCCUUCACGUUGCUCUUGCAUGUAAUAGUUAUAGAUUAGCUUGGAAGUUGCAGCAGUGCAUGUGGUUUCCUUGCUGAAUGGUAAGGAAGUGGGCAUAAGGCCUGAAAUGUGGGUCUGAUGAGCUUUUAUUUUUUCCCCAUCCUCCUCACUUGUCCACACCGCUUGUCUUCAAGAAGCUAAAAGAAAAAUGGUGGAAUUUUCACUCUCCUCAGGAAAGUGCACAAGUCUGAAGGACAGGCCCAGAUGGGUCCAGGCAGCAGAAGAAAAGAAAUGUCCUUGAGGCCUGCAGAAGAAAGCCACAGUGGCCAAAAUACAGUACAGAGAAAUUCCUCCUUCUGUCUGCGGUAAUAGUUUCCUCCAUUCAUGUGCAUGCCUUCUAUGUUGGUCUGAGGAUUCAGACUCAUUCAUUGGUCUCUCCUUCCCCACCUGCCAGAUAUAAAAGAAAUAAAGAUGGAAUUUGGACCAGUGCAUAUGGC
This is a messenger RNA of Gavialis gangeticus (Gharial), 7507 nucleotides long. It is a transcript of the gene KSR2, whose product is annotated as kinase suppressor of ras 2. Gene Ontology annotation, molecular function: ATP binding; protein kinase activity. Gene Ontology annotation, biological process: protein phosphorylation; calcium-mediated signaling; Ras protein signal transduction. The record is from RefSeq and is a predicted model, not a curated record. The transcript is spliced from 5 exons. NCBI's taxonomy places the organism in Eukaryota, Metazoa, Chordata, Crocodylia, Gavialidae. The coding region runs from base 1 to 426 and encodes 141 amino acids. Gene Ontology annotation, cellular component: plasma membrane; cytoplasm; cytosol.